AUGUGCGGGUGUAAAACCCUAAGAACUUGUUACCAAGAUAUGCUGGACACCCUCCAAGAUCGGGACGAAGAGGCGUGUGUAGAAGACGCUAGUAUCGGAGUGAGCACUGUAAUGAUAUUUUUAAAAGCAAUUAAACAGUUUUGUCCGAAUGUUAUAUCCGUUUUUGAAGACGCUUUGAGUUAUGAAGGGCGACAUCUUUAUGAGGUUGUCCUUAAUAUCCCACUGAAGGAUAAAAAAAAUGAAGAUGAAAAAAGCGUGAUACUGAUAGACGCUGGCCAAAUGGCCGGUAUAGACUCAGUAGGGCUGGCACUAUUCAUUAUAGAACAGCUGGUCGCGUGUGAGGAGAACAACGACAUGAUAAUGAAGGUCAAGUGGGUCAUUCUGCCGUCUACCAACCCUGACGGCAUGGAGUACAGUAGAUAUGCUAACAUACCGUGGCGAAAGAACGUAAGACCUUCAGACGACGGAUUCAGUUACGGCGUGGAUAUCACUCGGAAUUUCGAAUACCAGUGGUCUUCAUGUGAGAGAGUGGAGAGCGGCUUCUCACAGAUUUAUCCAGGCCCGAGUGGCGCUUCCGAAAACGAGACCAUUUUUAUAAAGAACAUCAUUUCACGCUAUAAGAAAGAUAUGAAACUGUAUCUAUCUAUUCGUCGCGAUGGUCAUGCCAUUCUGUACCCACAUGCCUACACGCAGAAUAGUGUUCCUAAUAACGCGUACAUCACUAAAGUGGCUGGCGAUGUUGCGGGGAAAGUUAAUCAGAGAGCCGGAGGUGUACAACUGUUUCUCAAUCACAGUAUUUAUGAAACUGAAAGUAAGCCUCAUUGCGGUCACAGCGUGGACUAUGCGUACGACGUGGGCACUCCGCUUGCGUACGAGAUGCGCGUGUUCCUCGGGGAGGACAAACGCAUCAUGACCAAGUUCCAGCAACUACCCCGCGGAUACGAGUCCUCUCUACGAUUAGGAUACUUCAGCGGAAUCAGAGAGCUUUACAAUGCUAUAGCCAAUGAUAAAAAAUAUAGCAAACUGUUUUGA
Molecule: messenger RNA, 1032 nt
Organism: Pectinophora gossypiella (pink bollworm)
Lineage: Eukaryota; Metazoa; Arthropoda; Insecta; Lepidoptera; Gelechiidae
Product: zinc carboxypeptidase A 1-like
Exons: 5
Coding region: 1-1032 (343 amino acids)
Biological process (GO): proteolysis
Molecular function (GO): metallocarboxypeptidase activity; zinc ion binding
Source: RefSeq, a predicted model, not a curated record